Pogonomyrmex barbatus (red harvester ant) is the source of this 2465-nucleotide messenger RNA. RefSeq names its product RNA polymerase II-associated factor 1-like protein antimeros (gene atms). Lineage: Eukaryota; Metazoa; Arthropoda; Insecta; Hymenoptera; Formicidae. Gene Ontology annotation, molecular function: chromatin binding; RNA polymerase II complex binding. Gene Ontology annotation, cellular component: Cdc73/Paf1 complex. Gene Ontology annotation, biological process: transcription elongation by RNA polymerase II. The record is from RefSeq and is a predicted model, not a curated record.
AACAUCGUAAUGGCGCCAUCUCUCGAAAAAUCUACGCAACUGGACGUUAAGAUGGCACAUCUAAUUUCGCGAAUCAUCUAAAGAUGUGAGCACCUUGACGACAAAAGCAGCGCCACAUCGACGCGUGAGAGACAGCGAAAUUACUUCCUUUUUCUUUUCCUGCAUACGACUCGUAUGAUGUUCGUACGAUAAUAUAGUGUGGUUAUGUAGUGUUUUGUACAUCGCUUUUAUAUAUUGCAUUAGCAACGAAUUCUACUGUUGAUCGUUACGUCGAUGUGUUUAUGACGCGAUAAAAUGGCACCUACCAUACAAACCAACAGCAAUCAAACGGACAGAGAUAAACGACCGGUUAGACCAGCGGAGAAGCGAUCCGAGCUCAUAUGCAGAGUUAAAUAUUGCAACACGUUGCCAGACAUCCCGUUUGAUCCGAAAUUUAUAACAUAUCCCUUCGAACCGACCAGGUUUAUUCAGUAUAAUCCGACCUCGUUAGAGCGCAAUUAUAAGUAUGAAGUAUUGACGGAACACGAUUUAGGUGUGGAGAUUGAUUUGAUAAAUAAGGAUACAUAUGCGGGCGAUCCUAAUGCUCAAUUGGAUCCAGCUGAUGAAAAGUUGCUGGAGGAAGAUGUUCUUACGCCGCAAGAUUCUAAACGAUCUCGUCAUCAUGCCAGGAGCGUUUCCUGGUUGCGGCGCACAGAAUAUAUUUCUACAGAGAGUACCAGAUUUCAGCCUCAGACAGCAGACAAAGUUGAAGCCAAAGUUGGUUACAGUAUCAAGAAGAACUUUAAGGAGGAAACACUGUACAUGGAUCGCGACAGUCAAAUAAAAGCCAUAGAGAAGACAUUCGAAGACAAUAAAAAGCCAAUUGAAAGACACUACAGUAAACCAAAUGUAGUACCUGUAGAAAUUCUGCCAGUAUAUCCAGACUUUAAGUUAUGGAAAUAUCCAUGCGCACAAGUCAUAUUUGAUUCUGAUCCUGCACCAACUGGUCGAUCUGUACCCGCACAGAUUGAAGAAAUGUCACAAGCUAUGAUACGAGGUGUAAUGGACGAAAGUGGCGAACAGUUUGUAGCUUACUUUUUGCCGUUGGAAGAAACGUUGGAGAAGCGUCGUCGAGAUUUCACUGCUGGUAUUGAUUACGCCGACGAAGAGGAAUACGAAUACAAAAUGGCGAGAGAGUAUAAUUGGAACGUCAAAAGUAAAGCUUCGAAAGGAUACGAGGAGAAUUAUUUCCUUGUGAUAAGACAAGACGGGGUUUACUACAAUGAACUGGAGACACGUGUGCGACUGAGCAAACGACGACAAAAGGUCGGACAACAACCAAACAAUACGCGCCUGAUAGUGCGUCAUCGACCGCUGAACGCCAACGAAUUCAGAAUGCAGAGAUAUCGCGAAAAACAAUUAGAGCCGCCGGGAGAGGAGGAUGAAGAUGAAGAGGAAGAAGAGGAAGAGGAGCAGGAAACUCAACAAGAGAAAGCAGACGAGAAAGAUAUACCAGUUAAAGGUUCUGAAGCGGAAAAUGAAGGAGAAUCACGUGCAUCGUCGAGAGCGUCCUCACGGGCAUCCAGCAGAAAAUCACGAUCUCGCUCGCGAUCUCGUUCCGGUUCGAGAUCGAGAUCAGGAUCAAGAUCCAGAUCCAGAUCAAGAUCAAGAUCGAGGUCGAGAUCGAAGUCAAAAUCGCGUUCACGUUCACCUUCACGUUCACGUUCACGUUCACGAUCACGAUCACGUUCACGUUCACGUUCACGAUCACGAUCACGAUCACGAUCACGAUCACGAUCACGAUCACGAUCACCAUCCAAAUCUAGAUCACGGUCUCGAUCACGCUCACAUUCUCAGUCGCGUUCGCCAUCUAAAUCGCGAUCUCGGUCCGGCAGUCCUCAAUCGAGGAAUACAUCAAGAUCUAGAUCCAAGUCAAGAUCGCGCUCGGGAACGCCUGCGAAGUCACCGUCGAGAUCCCGAUCGAGUUCGCGUUCCAAGUCCAGAUCGCGAUCAAGAUCGAGAUCCGGUACUGGUAGCGGAAGCGGCUCUGCAAGCGCGAGCGGCGAAAGCGGCUCUGAGAGUGAAUGAAUCGAAAAACGUGAUCGAUAAUACCCGUUUAAUUUUAACAUUGUCAUCUCUCGAUCUGGAUUAUUAUAUUUCAACGAAUAUUUGUUUAUAUUAUUGUAAAUUAAAAAUAUUCCGAAGAGCAGUUUCGAAUAUCAGAAUAGAAUCACAAUCAGAAAGCAAUUCUUUGACAGUAAUUAUAUAUGAAUAAUUAUAGAGUGUACGAGUGCGUUCAGCGGCAGGAUUAAAGAAAUAAUAAAUUUAUAUAAGGAAAGUAUAUAUGUAAUGUGUUGUAUAUGUGUAUAUACUUACGUCAAUACUUAAAUAUUGAUUGAAAUUGAUCUUGCGAUAAUCCUGUGUGAUAGCGUAUAUUACAUUUUAUAAUUUUUAUGACAUUUGGCGAUAAACAUGUUGGAGCAAAA